UUCUACCGUUCGCAGGCACUGGUUGCUCCGUUUCCACGCCAUCCAGCGUCCAGCAUCCAUCCGGCCAUCGCAACCCAGCAAAUACCACCCACCGUCGAAGGGAGAGCAGCUCUGAGUGGAGCGUUGCCUGGUCGAGGAUUUCACUUUCGCUUUCUGAACCAGUUGGCCAGUUGCCCGAAGCAACCGGGCGUCUUCUCCACUUACAUCACAGAGCUCGGGCGCUUUCGAUUCGCAUAUCCUUGGACUUGCAUCCUGGCUUGGAAACUACGGUCUACGAUCUGGAAAACUGCAACUUUGGAUUAUUAUCCCUGAAAUCUUGGAGUUUGGAUUUCUUACUAUAGGAUUUUUAUCUUCGAAGCUGCUCAUUUGAAUACGGAAACUCUGAUUAUGAUAUGGUUAUAUCUUUGGAUUAAAACUAUCCUGGAACGUUGGAACUUUUGACUCCGAUAUAUAUUACUAGAUUCUUAUUAUUGGAACUUUUAAAACAUCAUUAAACUCUGAACUUAGUUCCUGAAUUUAAUAAUGAAAAGUCUUUGUUAAAAGAAAGGAUCAAUACCAACGAAAGAAUUUCUAACUAAAAGGUCAUCUUUGAAUGAGUUAUAAAGGAAAUUUUUUAUUAGGGCUUGAAUCAUUAUCAUAAAAACAUAGUUAUUGGGGUUCCCAAAAACCUUCAAUCGUAAAAGGCGAAAAUGUAUUGGCUGGCAUAUUCAAGCGAGAUCCAUUUAAGACACCUCCCGCUCAAUGUGGACGAAAUGAUAUACGGAAUCAUCUGAGAACCGCUGCCACCUCCACCCGGACUAGGGACAACCCAUUUCAGCAGCCUACGCUCCACUUCCGGCCAAACGAAUGCAUUCGCGGUACGGCUUUGACUGCCAGACGCGCCACCACCAUCACCACCAACAGCAGCAGCUCCAGCACCACCACCAGCAGCAGCAUCAGCAGCACCACCACCUCCACCACCCAGCGCCAUCCUGCACCCUCCCGCUGCAGUCGCCGCCAACGCCGCCAGUGAUCAGCCCCACCACCGCUGCGGCCGUGGCCUACUCAAACCUCCUGGAGAAGUGCCGCUGCAAGCAAUCCGUGGCCACCAGUUCCGCUCCAGCACCACCACCCGCCCAGCUCCAGCUGCAGCUGCACCACCACCAUCACCACCACCACCACCAGACCUUUGUGGCCAGCGCCAGUGCAACCAGCUACAGCAACUGCUCGGGGCUUGGCUUGGGCUCGAGAUCGGGAUCGGGAAGUGGCAGUGGAUCUGUCGGAGCAGGUGCAGCCUCGUCGUCGGCGAACUCCUCUUGUGCCGCCGCCAGUAACCUCUCGGGUGGAUCCUCCAGCACCACCAUGUACCACCAUCACCAUCGACGCCACAACAACUUGUCCUACUGCGGUGUUUCGGGCCAGGAGCAGAACUACCAAGUGCAAUAUGUGGACUCGGAGCUGUACCACAGCAACUCCAGCCAGACGCAAAUGACCUAUCCGUUCUGCCCGGUGGGCGAUUACCAGGGCAACGGCCAGACGGCCUACUACUCGACCACGGGUCAGUACGGAGCCACCUCGUCGGCCGGCGGCUCCUCGAACGGAGCCCACUCCACGACGCUGCCGUACCUGGUGCCCGUGGAGGAAGGCAUCCUGCUCAACGGCUCCGCACACUCGCUGUCGCAGUCACAGUCGCAGGCGCACGGACGCGAUUCGCCGCACAGCCUGACGGUGAGUAGCAGGGAUUGGGAGCGGGAUGCGGACCGGGUGAACGGAACUAAUCGCCACUGGGUGCAGGAGGUCGCGUACAUCCAGGAGGCGCAGAGCACGCCCCAGACGCCCACCUCGACGACCACGACCCACUCGGCCAGCGGCGGCAGCCUGGGGACGGGCGGCGGAGGCGCCUCCCCGGACUCCGACCAGAGUGCGCUCGGCAGCAGCAACAAGAUUGCCUCGGCAACGAUCAAGUGGCUGUCGCGCAACUAUGAGACGGCGGACGGGGUGAGCCUGCCCAGGAGCACGCUGUACAACCAUUACAUGCAGCACUGCAGCGAGCACAAGCUGGAGCCCGUGAAUGCGGCCAGCUUCGGCAAGCUGAUACGUUCCGUGUUCUCCGGACUGCGCACACGUCGCCUGGGCACGCGCGGCAACUCCAAGUACCACUAUUAUGGCAUCCGUAUCAAGCCCGGCUCGCUGCUGAACAGCCAGUCGAUGGACGACAAGCAGAUGCUGGCCGCCGGCUACGGUGGCCCCGCAGAUGGAUCCGGAGCCGGCGGACCCGGCGGUGGGCCCAUGGUCAGCGUGACCAGCAGCACGGCCGGGCAGUUGGGCGGCUCGAAUGGACUGGGCGGUGGCCAGGGACAGCGGCACGGCGGCGGCAGCAAGAAGCACACCUUCAAGCCGGAGACCUACGAGGCCUGCAUUCAGUACAUUGGUGAUGGUACCAGUGCCCUGCCCUCGUUUCCGACCAUCGAGCUGAACCACAGUUUCAACAGCGAACUGACCCUGGAGGACGUGGACACAUUCCGGGCCCUGUACCGCGAGCACUGCGAGUCCUUCCUGGACGCCGUGCUCAACCUGGAGUUCAACACCGUGGAGUUCCUGCUCCGCGACUUCUGGCGGGCCAGCGACAACAACAACCUGGACGAGUGCGAGGAGGAGAAGUACUUGAGCAAGACGAAGCUGUAUCUGUUGUGCCACUGCGCAGAAGUGCAGAAGUUCGUGCGAGAGGUGGACUAUCAGUUCUACCAGAACACCGUUGAUGUCAUCAUACCGGACGUGCUCCGCUCCAUUCCGAACGCCCUGACCCAGGCCAUCCGUAACUUCGCCAAGAACCUGGAGAUCUGGCUGUGCGAGAGCAUGCUGGGCGUGCCGGAGCAGCUGGCCCAGAUCAAGACCAGCGCCGUCUCGGCCUUCUGCCAAACGCUGCGGCGCUACACAUCGCUGAAUCACCUGGCCCAGGCCGCUCGAGCCGUGCUCCAGAAUGGUGCCCAGAUCUCCCAGAUGCUCAGCGAUCUCAAUCGCGUGGAUUUCCACAAUGUUCAGGAACAAGCCGCCUGGGUGAGCCAGUGUGCCCCCGCCGUGGUGCAGCGUCUAGAGAGCGACUUCAAGGCGGCGCUGCAGCAGCAGAGCUCCCUGGAGCAGUGGGCCAGCUGGCUGCAACUGGUGGUGGAGUCCGCCAUGGAGGAGUACAACGGCAAGCCCACCUAUGCCAGGGCAGCCCGUCAGUUCCUGCUCAAGUGGAGCUUCUACAGCUCGAUGAUCAUCCGGGACCUGACCCUGCGAUCCGCCUCCAGCUUCGGCAGCUUCCAUCUCAUCCGCCUGCUUUUCGAUGAGUACAUGUUCUACCUGGUGGAGCACAAGAUAGCCGAGGCCCAGGACAAAACAGCCAUUGCGGUUAUCUGUGAAAGGAUGAAAAAGGACAUGGACUUUGAGUUCGAGUGCCAGUUCGCCUACAUCACCAGCGACACGGAGCAGCAGACGACGCCCAGCUCGGCCAGCAGUGGCGGCGACGUGGGCAACGAGGCCAAGCGACUGAAGCAGGAAUGAGGCCCCGAGACUCGGAGGUGGCUGCGGCUGCAGUGGCUGGCACUGAGCGGAGUAUUCGUAGUGUAUAUGUAACCAGUAAUCAGUCGUUGUCCCCAUCAGUGUGCACCCCAGCCCCUGUCGUCACCAGUCGUUCAGCUCUGCAUUUACUAGUGGAUCCGUGUUGUGUAUCCGUAAUCCGUACCGUAUCCGUGUGCUAGUUUUAGCCCUAAGUUCGCGCACAAGCAGCGUAUACAGUCGAAAUUUUAGUGGUUAGUUUUAGGCAGGUUCCGAACUCACAUGCAGUGAAGGCUUUCUUGGACGGUAGAUUCUAUUUUUUUUAUUUUUCGUAGCUCACAUGCAUGUUCUGAUAUCUAAAGAGUCAUACGUACGUUGCUUAAAUAUAUUCUCCAGAUGAGUUUAUUAGGAAUAAAUAACUUGAGAUUAUUUUCAUUUGUAUCCUACAUACAACAACCAUUUUCAAGAUCCCCUACUGACCGCCCAAGAAAGCCCUCACUGGGACCUUUCGAGUAUUGGACUGCCCCCGCAUCGAAGUGAAGAGCCGUCCAGAAAGCAAGCAAGUGGAAAGCCAGCUCGGCAGCAGCGUCUGGCCUUGUCUGCCCCGAUCUGUAUUCGUAGGAUACGCUUUAGUUUAAGUACAUGUGCAUUAAUAAUUGUAAUCAACUGUCUACUAUUACGAUGGGUUCGGCGGUGGCAUCAGUUUUGUCUGGUUUCAACAAACGAUCUUGUAUAUCAUAGCGCACGGCGCACCCACACCCCACACACACACCUAGUCUUAACACCCGCACGCGCACUCAGAGGAUUAGUCGGGGGGUCAAUAGGUUAUAGCGAGGGAACACAGCUCACAACGAACAGCUUGCUCAAAUUGAAAAGGAACCACAGGCCUUAAAUGUGCAAAGAUCAACACUCAAUUUUGAAACAAUACAAUUUACCAUACCUAAUAUUUAAUUAUAAAUGAUAUAUAUAUAAAGAUACAUAAAUGUAUAUGUAUAUUUUAACUACAAGGAAUCAUUUUAUUACGAGACAUGUAUUUUAACAGAGAGGCGCUCAUCGGAGUAUUUUACGCCACUUUGGGUACGAGAGGUACCAAGCAGCAAAACGUUUUUUUAAGUCAACCAACUAGCGUUAGUCAACCGAAAGGGGUUCUAGUCCUAAAGCACACAUCUGAACUAAAUGCUCUGUCUGGCACAAGAAAUCGACGAUAAUAACUCGUAUUCCCUUCGCGGGGACUGGUUCUGCUCAAAUGCAAAAUGCAAAUGCUUAACUAGCAUCUAAGUUCUAUUGGUUGUUGAAAAGUAAAAGUAAAGCGAAAACUGAAAAUUUUAAAAUGUCAAAACUAUUUAUGUAUGUGAAAUAAAAACUGUCAAAGAAAUAAUAAA
This is a messenger RNA of Drosophila biarmipes, 4901 nucleotides long. RefSeq names its product DNA-binding protein RFX2 (gene Rfx). The coding region runs from base 847 to 3525 and encodes 892 amino acids. Gene Ontology annotation, biological process: regulation of transcription by RNA polymerase II. Gene Ontology annotation, molecular function: RNA polymerase II cis-regulatory region sequence-specific DNA binding; DNA-binding transcription factor activity, RNA polymerase II-specific. NCBI's taxonomy places the organism in Eukaryota, Metazoa, Arthropoda, Insecta, Diptera, Drosophilidae. The transcript has 8 exons. The record is from RefSeq and is a predicted model, not a curated record.